CGAGAAUAGGAGAAUUGAUGCAAGCCAGGUGUCACAUCACUCGCUCACGGUGCCUGCAGGCAGCCAAGCAAGGCAGCCCAGCCAGCCCAGCUUGCAGACUUACAAACCUGCACCAGUGUUCCAAGAACGAAUGCCAUUUUUCCUCCGAUCCACACGCCAACAAGUCACCCAAGCACCCAAGCAAGCAAGGCGAACACUCAUUGGAGCAUUGGCAGGAACGCGCGAGUGUGAGGAUUGUUUGACGGUCGUUUUGGCGAAUCAAGUGCGCAGCAACAACCGCCGCAGUAGCCACGCACAUCAAGGAGACUGACCGCGCAUCGUACAUUGGAGCAAGGUCAAGCUGAGUAGCACAUCAGCCCCUUUGACAACAACAGCAGCAGCAGCCUGACACCACACCACAAGGAUGAGGAUCAACUUUGUGAGUGAGACUUACCGGAAAGCCUUCCCGUUCUUGCGGGAGCGGUUCGACAUGCUCGGCCAGUACCUGGGCGAAACAGACAGCGAGGACAUCCUCGAUGACGUCGAGGACGAGCUCAAGGACAUGCUGCAGGACCUGCUGGACAACAAACUCCCCUUUGGCUCGUCAAGAUACUCCGUCGUUCACACGGAUCAUUUGUCGGAGCGGCUGGAGCGGAAGCUUCGCCGAUACAAGAACUUGAAGGAGCACCUGUCUUAUGGCAUGAGCGUGUUCGCCAUUUGCGCAGUCAUGGCCAUGUGCUACGGCAUGGGUAUUGUGGCCAUGAUUCUCGCCCACCGUAACAAGAAGGACGUGGACAACAAGAGCGCACAGGCCUUGCUUGGCUUCUCUGGCCUGCUGGCCAGCGUCUCCGUCAUGGCUGCUGGACUCAUCUUCAAGAGGAGCAAACACAAGCAAGAUGCCGCAGAGAAAGCAGCAAAGACCAAGGAACAGGCCGACGAGGAGGACGAGGGGAGCAACCAGGAGGGCAAGGGCGAGUCUGGUGGCAAGCAGGGGGAAGGGGGCAGUGACAAGGAUGGCAACGAGAAGGGGGACAAGGACCAGUCUCGUGGCCAGGGCCAGGAGACUGAGGGCGGAGAAGAAACGUCUGAUGGUGGUGGCGAGGGUGAUGGCGAUGAGGGCAACGGUGGCGCACGUGCGAGGGGUACCCACAACACGGGUGAAAUGCUUAACGCCAGCGAAGUCUAAGCUCUGACAGCGAGGGCCAGUACGGUGCCCUGGUGCCCCCAUUGACCCUGUUUUGUAUGCGUGUUUCUCACCUCUUCUGUCUCUGCAACUCUCAUCUCAAACCAUGCUCCAGCCUGGGGUUUGCAGUGGUUCUUCCACGCACUCGUUCUUCUUGUUCAUUCAUCCAUUUCUCCAUUCGUUGCGCACGUAGUAUAUCCACCACGAAUACACUCAAUGCGAACAGCC
Salpingoeca rosetta is the source of this 1390-nucleotide messenger RNA. RefSeq lists its product as uncharacterized. The record is from RefSeq and is a predicted model, not a curated record. Lineage: Eukaryota; Choanoflagellata; Craspedida; Salpingoecidae. The coding region runs from base 404 to 1165 and encodes 253 amino acids. The transcript has a single exon.